AUGCCAAUUUUACGACGAAUAAAUUUCUCUAUUGUUAUUGCUCGUGAUGAUCUUGAUCGAAUGACUAAUUCAGCACUCUUUACUGAUUAUCGUCAUGUUGAUAUUCAUUAUGCUUUAAUUAUCAAUGAUAAUCGACAACAUUUUGAACUUAGUGAAUAUGUACCACGUGAUAGUCAAUCUCAUCCUCGUCAAAUAGCUAGCACAAAAUUUAUGUCUGACUAUUAG
Molecule: messenger RNA, 225 nt
Organism: Rotaria sp. Silwood2
Lineage: Eukaryota; Metazoa; Rotifera; Eurotatoria; Philodinida; Philodinidae
Source: the annotation of a GenBank genome assembly